This is a messenger RNA of Neoarthrinium moseri, 744 nucleotides long. RefSeq lists its product as uncharacterized. NCBI's taxonomy places the organism in Eukaryota, Fungi, Ascomycota, Sordariomycetes, Amphisphaeriales, Apiosporaceae. The coding region runs from base 1 to 744 and encodes 247 amino acids. The transcript has a single exon. The record is from RefSeq and is a predicted model, not a curated record.
AUGCUUCACGACUUCCACAACAAACUGACUGGUGUGUCAAUUUUGUUGGCGAUUGCUUUACUAGGUUGUACUGUGGGAGCUACAUGUACUGGUUGGAAACACGACAGGAUCAGCUUGGAUGACGGAUCACAAUUUUCAAAUCAUUACUCGGUGUUUCUCGAUCAGUUGGCUUGUCCAAUUAAUGCCACGGAAGAUUGUCAAUUUGCCCGGCGGUCAUACGACAUCACAGCCGAGCGCGAUCUUGUGAAUGGUGGCGGCCGGUCACUAGACCUUCCUUCAGACGAAGCAGAAGCAAUAUUCAGACUUGCUCAAGACAGUUUCAACAAAGAAAUCAACCGGGGAAACACAAAAAAUACAACGACGUUGAAAGAAUUCAUAACCCGCAACGCCACCGUGUCGACUCAGUCCCUCCAAAUUCUUGGUGAGGAUUCCAUUAUACUUCAAGUUGAGCCGGGCACGAACGAAACACUUUUGUGGACAUCAUUCUAUAUGUACUCUACCGGCACACUUGAUGGAUGUACCAACGAGACGUUGAACAACAUGACCAUCACAGCUGCCGCACCGUAUCUCACGCAGGAGCCCCGUCUCAAUAAUCUGACGGUUCUAGCAGGCACAUGGGCAGCAGCUGGGACCAAGAUUAGCGAUGACAAAACCAAUGGGGUGGCUUCGCUCGUCAAAGGGUCAUUCGACAACACAAUACCUUGGAUAGUGGUCACUACAUUGAUCGUGGCCUCUUCACUCUAA